Molecule: messenger RNA, 3658 nt
Organism: Cinara cedri
Lineage: Eukaryota; Metazoa; Arthropoda; Insecta; Hemiptera; Aphididae
Source: the annotation of a GenBank genome assembly
GUUGAUUUUAAUUCGUAUUUAAAAGUCGAUAUAUAUAUAUUUAUGGGUACACUUCAAUACCAAUGUACAUCUAGUAUACUAAAAUAUAGGCAUAAUUUGAAAGUUUUUAAAAAAUUUAAAAAUGAAGGAAAAGUCGAUUUUAACAGUUGCAUUACGUAUUUUAACGGUCACAAUUUCAGGUAGGUAAAUCCUAUUUUAUUUUAUCCGAAAAGAACCAAAGGUAAUUCUAUUUCGAUUAUUUAAAAAUAAAAUGCUAAACUGAAUUGAAUUUUGUACGAAUAUCUUGUUUGAAUAUAAUUUUUUAUAAAAACUCAAUGUAUACAAAUGUGAGUAAUAUUCUAAAUUAAUAGGUAUUAUAGGUAAAUUAAUUAUGAAUAUUAUAUAAUAAUUAAUAGUAAAAUAUUUGUUAAAGCUAAUAAACAAUAGACAAAUUACCCAAAUAAAAACAAAGUUUAUAAGUACUAGCAAUAAAGUAUUUCAUAAAUAGGUAAAAAUUGUAUUGAAAAACAAUCAAUCCAUUAAAUGUCAAAUUUAAAUGAAUGUUUAGAACACGUUAAGAUACGAUUAGUUAUUAUUUAUUACCUAGUUAAUAUAAAUUCACGUUUUUAUCGUUACCUAGUACAAUUAUUAUCAAUAUAAUAAAAUAAAAACCGGAAAAACAAAAUUUUCGAAAAUUCGAUUUUAUUUUAUAGAAUACGUAUUUUAGUUAGGAUACAUAUCCUUUGUAUGCGUGUAACUUAGUAUUUGAAAAAAAAGAAAAUGUUUAUUUUGUUUGUUUGAGACGAUCAACUGAGAUAGAUUAUAUCAACUUGUCAAUACAUUGCACUUUUAAAUGUAAACAGAUAACUUGCAACAUAAAACUAUGACCACCAAUUUCCACAAGGAAAUACAUCUAUAUUGUAGGUAUAAUUGACUAUACCGCUAACGUGGCCUCUAGUGAAGACGGUAACUAAGAAAACUCGACCGGUGGUUUAAAAUGUUAAAAAAUUAUCGAUAAUUACGAAUACUGCCCGCAAUAUUCUACAGAAUGAUCAAUUUAUCAUGAAUCUACGAGUUUCUCGAAGGAACAUAAUUAAUUUAAUUUAUGUUUUUUGUUUUUCAAUAAUUACAGAAUUAUUUACGUUUUAUUUUAACAAUGUUUUAAAUUUUUACCCUUAUUCCUUAUAUAUUGAUUGAGUAUACCUAUACUAUAGAUUUUCAAAUGAAAAUUCUUUACAGAGUGGAGUGAGAAACAAAUUCAGGACAGGAAAAUUAAUUUCCUCCAUGCUAAUCAACAUUUUCAUAUCUUUUUUAUUUAUUUGUAUAUAUCUACGAAAUAAUCUCCAAUUUACAAGAAAUAAUUUUCAUAAUCAGCUAAUUAUUCUGAAACUAAAUUAACAACUUAGGUAUGUUUAGUAAUAAAAAAAAAAAAUGACACAUAAUAAUAAUAUUAUAACUAGAGUUAGGAUAUUGAUGACCUAAAAAACACACAAAAAUGCCCUAAAAACUUCAAACAAUGAACUUAAAAUAUGACCUAAAAACUUUAAUAAAAUAAGUGAAAAAAAUGUAUUUAUAAAUAAUAAUUUUUAUUAGAGAUAUGGUUGUGAUAAUGGGUGUCAGAGUGAAUUAUAAUAUUAAUAAAUAAUAGUAUACAUUUACAUUUUAAACAUUAUAUAAAAUUAUUAGAAAUAAAUAAAAAAACUAUAUUAAAAAUAUUCUCGUUUAUAUUCAUAUUGCACUGUUGCACUGUAUAAUUAAAAUGUGUCGCUGUGCGAAUGAAUGCUGUGAGUUUUGUGAUAUAAUUUAUCUCUGUUUAUUUAAUCUCUGUAUUCCCCCCCCCGUGAAAACUUCUUUUCAAAACAUUAAAAUAACAAUAGUAAUACAUGAUAUUUACUAUUUAAUAAUAAUAAUAUGUAAUGAAAAUUAGUUAGCAUUUUUUUUCUUAUCACUCCGGAACCCGGUCUUAGAAUCUUAGAAGAUAAGAUUCAUAAUAAUAAUUUUUGAUAUCUAGGGAUUUUUUAGCGCCUCUGAAAGAGUUCAUUUUUCAACGAAAGUGAACGUGAAUGUGUUGUUUAUUAAAAAACUGACGUGUUCAUUUUAUUGGACAAUAAACGUGAACGUAAAUGCGUUCACUAUUCUAGUGAUCGUUCCAAACACUGGAACCUUUUGAACACAAAAUAAUACCAUAAUAUUACUAUAAUAACGUUUAAAAUAUUUUUGAAAUUAAAACUAAUUAUCACGUGAAAUAUUAAAAAUAUAUUAAUACUUAAAAUACUAUAGAGUGUUUCACCAUUUUUUGAAUUCUCACUGGAAAAAUAAUACAAAAAAUGGUCAGAUGUAUACUUAUAUAAUAGCUCAAGAUGAUAAAUUUCUAUACAAACGUUAUUCGUAAUUAUUUUAAUUUUAUUUUGUGAGCGAGCAAAGGAUUAUUUUUAAACGUAGGUAUAUAAGUAUAAUUUUCACCAAAAGAUAUAUUUUUUUUAUAAAACACAUUAGAUUUUAGUUCCAUUUUUUGAAAUAUUUUAAUUAGCGGUUCCCAAUAUUUUAAGGUUUUUUGGGUUCUAGAUCGUGUUCUUUUGGUUUGAUUUUAGUCAAAUAAAAUAAAAAUAUAAAAAUAUAUUAAUUAAUCAUUAAAAAGCAUGACAUUACUCAUUUAAAAAUAUAGAUUCCUGUUAGGGUCCGGUAACCAAUAUUUUUUGGUUUGUUUAAAGUCCUUGUGUUGAAUUUAUGAUUUAUAUGAUAGGUUUGGUACCUUUAACAUUGAAAAUGUCUAUGUGGUGAAAAUUUGUUAGUGAAUACUAAAAUGUGUGAUAAUUUAAUCUGUAUACGAGUUGGUAAAAUUAAUUUUAAAGACAUUACAUUUUGUAAUAAUAUAUAUAUAUUUUUUUUUAUUAGUUUUAGGUAAAGCAGGCGAGGGCUAUGCAUCGAAACCAUUAGGUGAAUGUAAGGCUUUGGAUCAAAUAUGUGAAGACGACCAAAGCUGUUGUUCUCGAUACUGUUUGAAACCGUUCUUAAGCAUAAUAUGGACUAAAGGGAUUUGUUAUACCCCAGCCCCAACGAUCAAUGAUGAAACAUAUAUUAACGGUUCUAUCAAUUAUACUUAAAAUAUAAAAUCAAAACAAUAACUUUUUUAUAUUCAAAUUCAAAAUGUGUAUUUGUGUUAAAACUUGUAAUAGCUCAUGCUGGAAUAUGUGAAUUUUACAAGGAAACCGAUCCAAAAGAAAUACAAUAUUUGAACACCGAAUUCAACGUUCUAAAUGCAGCUCAUCUGAGUUUACCACCCUAUACACGGGUCGAAGUAUGGCACAAUAAAUAUUCGGUCAUCGUCAUGAUAAACGAUCGUCUUCCAAGAUCAAACGGAACAUUGUUGGAUUUAUCGAAUGAAGCAGCGGAACAGUUAGGUGUCGCCCAAGAAGGAUUUCUGUCAUGUAGAAUACAAAGAAUUACGGCUAAUUUGAUAAUAAGACGUAUUUUAUUUACAGCGCCCAUUGUGGUUGUCAUAUUUGGAAUGGUUAUAUACGCGAUAGCGUAAAAAAAAUAUAUACAAAUAUAAUUAAUAAAUAAAAUAAAUUAAACAAACGAAAAUUGUAUUUAUAUAAUAAUGUAUCAAUGUAGUAUUUAUUUUUUUUAAUUGAAUAUAAUGUAUAAAUUCAGUUAUUUUAUUGUACUUACUACACAA